CCCUGGGCUUUUGACCCCUCCCACCCCUCCUCCUCUUGCCUCCACUCACACCUUUGCCCCAUGACGUCAGUCUCUCGGGUGCAGAGCUGGCUGUGGCUGGGCCUGGAUCCUAGCGGCCAUGUUCUCUCUGCCGUCCCUCCCCUCCUGGCUCCCUGGCCUCUCCUCCCUCGAGUGGGGCUCCAGCCUCCUUGAUUCCUUCCUGCAAGGCCUCGUCGGGGCCUUCGGAGUCUCCAUCCUGAACAACCUCCUGAAGGUGUACUUCUUUGUGAGCUGUGCCAACCACCCAGAGCUGCGGCUGGAAAAGGAGCGGCUGCGGGCCCGGUGGGCCUCACUGGAGACCGUGCAUCUGGCCGGGCUGGCCCUGAUCCUGACCGUCAUAGGGGCCCGGGUGGCUGCCCUGGUGGUGCUGGAGUUCUCCCUCAGGGCCGUCUCCACAGUGCUCUCCCUGAGCAAGGGCUCCCGGGGCACUGAGAGGCUGCAGCUGUACCUGCUGUGCCAGUACUUGCUGGGCUGCGGGCUGACCUGCGGCCUGAGCUUCCUGCAGGAGGGUUCCUCUCACCGCACUCUGAACCUGCUGCUGGGCCUCGGGCUGGCCGCCCUGCUUAGUUCAGUCGCCCAGCGCCUCUGCCGUCACGUCUGUCGUCUCUAUGAGCUGCACAGCAGCCAGCACUACUGUGGGGUCUGCCUGGGCCUGCUGGCCAGUGCACAUGGCCUCCCCCGGCUGCUGGGCCGUGCCCUGGCCGUGGCCUUUGCCGUGGGCGACCUGGCAGCCGUGGCUCUCAUCAACCGGGACUUCCUGACCACUUCGGAGGCUGUGCGCUUCUGGACACCGCUCACCAUCUGCUACACCCUACUGGUCAUCUAUAUGCAGGAGGAGCAGCGGCUGCACACCGGCCUGCAGAGCCAAAUCCAGACAGUGCUGGUGCGCAUGGGCGGCCUGUUCGUGCUGCUGCUGACCGUGGGCCACUGGCUGGACCUCCUGGGGAUCCUCAUCUCCCUGCUGGGCGAGAUCUGGUGCCUGGUGGGCGUCCGCUCUCUGCUUGACCUUUGCCAGAUACAGGAUUUUUCAUCCCAGAAGCCUUUCGUGUCAGCUCCAGUCCAGCCCCGGUCCUCAGCCCCUGCCCAGCCGCAGGGGACAGCUGCCUCCUGACCUGCCUCAGCAAGGACUCAGUCUGUUUCAGGCCCACCCAGGCUCACCUGGGGGCCUCGACCCCAGCAUGCUGCCUGGAGGCAGAGUGGCAGGUGGGCCCCCACCUGAAAUUUGGGGCAGGCGCUGGAGCCCCCGAGGUGGAGGAGAAGGUUUAGGGUUGGGGCCCUCAAAAGUGGGGCACCUAGAGGCAGAUUAACCUUUCUUUUUCUCAGGGUGGGCAAUGGACCCACAGCACUCUCAGACCUGCCUUUGGGGGGAAUGAAGAUGGGGGACAAGUGCAGCCUUAGAACGGCUUCCCCCUUUACUGGCCUCCCUUGCCUUCUCCAUGAACAAUAAAGAUGGUUUUCUCAA
Messenger RNA from Rhinolophus ferrumequinum (greater horseshoe bat), 1501 nucleotides. It is a transcript of the gene TMEM82, whose product is annotated as transmembrane protein 82. Lineage: Eukaryota; Metazoa; Chordata; Mammalia; Chiroptera; Rhinolophidae. The record is from RefSeq and is a predicted model, not a curated record. The transcript has 6 exons. The coding region runs from base 119 to 1150 and encodes 343 amino acids.